AUGGCGGAACGCACAACUGCAGGGCUUCUAGAGUUGCCCACUGAGCUUCUGUUUAUCAUCGGAUCUUAUCUGCGUGACGAUGAGCUCGUAGGCAUCACCAAGACUUCAACCAGAUUGCGGCAGGUCUUUCUCCAUCGGCGAUAUGCGGCGAUCGAAUUCUCGGGCUCCGUGAAACAUAUCGCUGGGUGUUUUAUACCUCUAUUCUCAAAGGAUGCCGACAAAAUCUCGGUAGAUAUGAGAAAAUUGAUCCAAACCUUCACCAGAUUUGUCACCCUCAGAAUCUAUUAUCUUCCGGGUGUUAUUCAUUGGCCUUUGCGGUUUGCAGUGAACGACCUCGAGCAUUUCGGUAUUUUGCUUCGCUCAAUAGAUCGACUGUGUGGAGUGAGCAUUUCUGUAAGCUUCCCACGACAUCGGGACUGCAUUUCCUUCAACAAGGCCUUGCGCAAGACCGGGUCGUGGUCCAGCGACCCUACCAAGCUCUGCUCUCUUACCUUUUUGGAUAAUCCUGUGGACUUAAACUUCAAUGCGGUAUUUCGGCGUUUCUGGCCCAAGUCUCUCGGGGCCGUUCAGCUGCCUGGAGGGUUUAACCGAAAACAUUACGUGAAGUUGGAAAAGUCUCUUCAUGCCACAUAUCUUAAGGCCUUGCACGUUGACAGAACGGCCAAAAAUCAGAAGGCCCGGAACGUAAUCCCAAGUCUCGAUGACGACUUCCUGAGUGAAGUCAGAAGGGACUUUCCCCGACUUGAAUCCCUCAUCCUUCACGAAGAUACACCCAGUCUUACUAUUGAUCUUGAUUUUAGAUCUUGGCCGUUCGGGCUGGUCUGGUUUGACGAUCAAGCAGCCUUCGACCGAACCAUCGAUAAACUGGUUCGUCAGCUAAGCCUGAUGCCUGAACUCCGCCGCUAUGCCUUCACGCUAUGGUUUGUGAGACUUCAUGGUCAUCUCGUCCCACAUGACUGGGAGGACUAUAAAGGAACAUAUCGUCCUAAGACCAUGGUCGAAAUGGACAAUUUCUAUACCGAUAAGCUUGUGACGGUUAUCAUGACUCGAGUUCCCACUCUUGUGGAGCUCUGUGUCUCAUCUAACCACCCAAUCUUCUAUCGAGGAACUAGGUGUGAUGAUCAAAUCCAUGUUCAGCGAGAAUCUCGCGACAACCCCGGGGAGGAGAACCGCUUUCCCAGCCUCUUACUAGACCUUAACUAA
This is a messenger RNA of Fusarium mangiferae, 1203 nucleotides long. RefSeq lists its product as uncharacterized. Gene Ontology annotation, molecular function: protein binding. Lineage: Eukaryota; Fungi; Ascomycota; Sordariomycetes; Hypocreales; Nectriaceae. The transcript is spliced from 3 exons. The record is from RefSeq and is a predicted model, not a curated record. The coding region runs from base 1 to 1203 and encodes 400 amino acids.